This is a messenger RNA of Entrophospora candida, 402 nucleotides long. The record is from the annotation of a GenBank genome assembly. NCBI's taxonomy places the organism in Eukaryota, Fungi, Glomeromycota, Glomeromycetes, Entrophosporales, Entrophosporaceae.
AUGUUUACUCAGUGUGAUGGUGAUUUCCCCAUCACUAUUAUUGAGGAUACAUACACUCCGUCAAUAUUUGUACCUGGUGAAAAGACCACCGAACACAUUGUAUGGGAUAGCACUGUCGAAAUUGAACCAACAACCACUUUUGUCCUGAGUGUUUCCUUGCUUGAUGGCACAGCAAUAUUAACACAUGAGGAGGAUUAUUGUGAAAGCAACUCGAAACCUCCUGAUAUAGAUUGUCCAAUUCCGGCAGGACAUCUCGAUUUUACACUCGAAUAUGUGUUCCCUGUUAGUCCUACCCAACCUGUUAAUGAAACUGAGCAAUAUCUCAUAAAAUCGACUCUUGUCGGUUCGGAUGGUACAACUUUACUGUGUGAAUCAGGUAUAGCCACUGUAGCAUACCCUUAA